Messenger RNA from Mesorhabditis spiculigera, 1233 nucleotides. The record is from the annotation of a GenBank genome assembly. Lineage: Eukaryota; Metazoa; Nematoda; Chromadorea; Rhabditida; Rhabditidae.
AUGAACGGUACUGAGGCCAUCGAAGGGGCUUCGGUACCGCAGUCGCCGAAUGCCAAGAAAGUCUACAAGCUUGUCCUGACUGGCGGGCCGUGUGGUGGGAAGACGACUGGACAAGAACGUGUUGCCACCUUUUUCGAAAAUAUUGGCUGGAAGGUGUUCACAGUUCCGGAGACGGCCACCGUACUGCUUGGCGGUGGUGUUAAAUUUGCAGAAUUGACCACCCAGCAAUCGUACGAGUUCCAGAAGGACUUGUUGAAGACGUUGGUCAGGAUUGAGGAUGUCUUCUUCAACCAAGCCGCUCUAAUUGCCGACCGAAACGUGUUGAUCAUCUGCGAUCGCGGUGCAAUGGACCCUUCUGCAUAUAUUGACCCGGUCGGCUGGAAGAAGAUGCUCGACGAGUGCAGCUUUGACCAGUUCAGCCUGCGAGAGGACCGCUAUAAUCAGGUAGUGCACAUGGUAACUGCUGCCGAUGGAGCUGAACAAUUCUACACCUUGUCCAACAACAACACCAGAAAAGAGGGAGUUGUCCAGGCAAAGAAUCAAGACGAACUAACACGACAGGUCUGGAUCGGUCACCCCUACGUCGACAUCGUCGACAACACCAACUGCAAAAGCUUUGACGACAAAAUUCUGAAGCUCAUCGAAGCAGUAUGCUACCGUAUUGGAAUCUCGGUUGGCGAUCGUCUACACAAGAACUCAAAGAAACGAAAAUGGCUGGUCAGGGCCUUCGACCUCUCCCACUUCCCAAAAUUCGAGGAGUUCAAAGUUACGCAUGAUUAUUUGUUGAGCGACAACAAUUCGAUUCAGGUUCGGAUCCGGACAAGGACCCAGAACAAUCGAACAACAUAUACCAUCACCUCGCGGCAUAUUAGGAAUGAUGAGACGGUGGAGACGAGGAUGAAAAUUAAUGAGCGAGAGUAUCAGAGGUAUCUAACGAUGAAAGAUCGAGGUCGUGCCACCAUUCACAAGCAGAGGCGGUGUUUUUCAUACGGGAAUCAGUACUUUAAUCUUGACGUCUACGUCGAGCCCCUGCCUCCAGCCUCCCACGGACAAAUCAUGAUCCUGGAGACGUACACGACAAAUGUCGGCGAGACGACCCUCCCCCCAUUUAUGGAUGUUGUUAAGGAGAUUACAGGCGAUCCGCAAUACAGCAUGUACGAGAUCUCAAAGCGCCCCGGGAGUGCAGCCGACACCUUCCAAGGAGAGUUCGAAUCCCAGAUCUUUAGUGACGAC